Molecule: messenger RNA, 1299 nt
Organism: Plasmodium gallinaceum
Lineage: Eukaryota; Apicomplexa; Aconoidasida; Haemosporida; Plasmodiidae
Product: conserved Plasmodium protein, unknown function
Exons: 2
Coding region: 1-1299 (432 amino acids)
Source: RefSeq, a predicted model, not a curated record
AUGCAAUUCUUUUUAAUAAAUGCUUUACUUGCAUUAUGCAUCUUUAAAAAGUAUAUUAAUGGAUUAAAUUAUAAUGAUACUAUAAAGAACACACGAAAUAACCAAUUUCUUAAUAAUGAUACAAAGUUUGAAGCUUCUUUAAAGAAUUUUUUAAAAAAAAAUAAUAUGAAUGAUGAAAAUAAAGAAGAUAAUCUUAUAGAAGAAAAUAAGGAUUUUAUAACAAAACAAAUGUUAUCAGGAUUGUAUAAUAGUUUCAUAGUAGAUGUAGUUAAUAAUAGCACUUUACAAUUUUUAGAUAAUUUAAAUUCAGAAAAAUCAGGUAGUGAUGAAUUUCAAAUUGAAUUGGAAGAAAGUUGUUCUCCUUUCUUUUGUGAAAAAGUUAUGAAAGCAAAAGAAAUUGAAAGAAGUACAACUGAUGAAAAAGAAAAUUCUGAUGAAUUAGUUGACGAUUUAAAUAGUAAUGAAAAAGAAAUAAAAUUGCAUGAUGAAAAUAAAAAUGAUAUAGUUCAAAGUUUAGAUUCUAUUAAUAAAAAUAAUGCAAAUACACAAGAAGAAAUAGAUGCUAUUUUUUCGAGAUCAUUUGAUGGAAAUGAAGAAAAACAAAAAAUAAUUUUAACUGACGGAGAUAAUGUAUAUAUACUUGAAGAAAUUACUCAAAAUGAAAAUGGAUUAAAUAAUGAAGAGGAUUUAAAUAAUAAAAGUAAAGAACAAGAAAUUAAAAUGCAUAUUCCUAGUGAAAAUGAAGAAAAUAAUUAUUUAGAAGAUAAUUUUUUAGAUAAUAAUUUAGAAGAAAAUGAUGAUUUAAACAACUUACAAAAAGAUUCAGAAAAAGGAAUACAAGAACACAAUUUAGAUAAUAAUUAUGUAAAUGAAAAAGAUUCCAAUGAAAAUACUCUUGAUGAUAAUAUUUUUGAAUUAAGUGAUGAAGAAUUAUCAAAGAAAAUAUUUGAAGAUAUUAAAAUGAAUAGUGAAGAUAAAGUAGAAUGUUACAAUUUCUCAAAAAAUGAAGAUAAAUGUAAUAGUUUUAAAAAAUGUACUUAUGUAAAUAUUGACAAUAAAGAUACAUGUUUUCUAGAUUAUAAUUAUAUGUUAUUUUUAAAAAAUAAUAAUUGUGCCUUACAAUCUAAAUCAUCUCUUUUAUCUAUCUCAAAGGAUUUACUUCAAAAUGAAAUAAUUAGUAGGCAAUUAUUUCAACUAUUAAGAAAUAGUAAUAAUAACAAUUUUAUUUGUGAUACUAUUACUUACUCAUUUUUAACAAAUGUUGUUGAUAAUACAAAUUAUGAAGAGAUAUUUUCUUAA